GCUCUGAUGGCUCAUUCGUGUUCACAUCGUCGUCACGGCAACACGUCCUCAAGCCCUUCCUCCCUCCUGCUGUUGCUGUUGUAUCGGGAGUCCUACAUCGGUGGAUUGUCUUACGUCCUAUACUGUUAAGUCCUAACAUCGAGGCGUCUCUCUACUGUACUACAAGCAUCCUACAUCGGUCGAAGUCCUUUUAGCAUCUUACAACAGAAAUUCUUCAAGAGAUCCUAUACCGGUACUGAAAAUCCAACUCGUGUCCUGUAGAACCAUAACAACACUGAGGCAAUCAUGAUAUUACUGAGAGUGUUCUGGGCUUGACAACUUGACGUUAACAAUCAAUGUUUAGUGACUAAGACACGUGAGGCUCGUGAGGACAGUCUACACGGUUGAGCAUCAUGCGUCUCCUGCCAUUGUUGCUGUUGGUGUGUGUGGUGGGCGUGGCCAGCAGCCUCAACUUCAAUAUCUUCAGAUGGCCUUCCUUCAACCGCCAUAGGAGUGUUAAGGGCGGUGGUGGCGGCUAUGGUGGCGGUGGUGGCGGUUAUGGUGGCGGUGGUGGAGGAGGCUAUGGUGGCACUGGCAACAGAAAGCCCAACCCCCUGAGGAGUCUACAGAGGCUCAAAGCCCAGGCGUUCACCGGUCUGAGGAACCUUAAGGCUCCCAUCAUCGACGGUAUCCGCAACCUCAAGGGUCAGGUGCUCGAGCUGAAGGGCAACUUGUUCAGUAAGGCGACCAACCUCUUCAACAAGGGCAAAGGCGGCGGCGGCGAGUCCAGUUACCACCGCCGGCCGCCCUCACAUUAUGGCGGCAGUAGUGGCGGCGGAGGAGGCUAUGGCGGAGGCGGUGGUGGCGGCGGCGGAGGAGGGUACAGUGGAGGUGGUGGUGGUCAUACUGGCGGUCAUGGCGGAGGCGGUGGAAGCUAUGGUGGAGGAGGCGUUAGUGGAGGCCAUGGCGGAGGCGGAGACCAUAGUGGAAGCCAUGGUGGCGGUCAUGGAGGAGGAGGAGACCAUAGUGGAAGCCAUGGAGGAGGAGGAGGCCAUAGUGGCGGCCAUGGAGGAGGAGGCCAUAGUGGCGGCCAUGGAGGAGGAGGCCAUAGUGGCGGCCAUGGA
Messenger RNA from Homarus americanus (American lobster), 1103 nucleotides. Its product is annotated as glycine-rich cell wall structural protein 1-like. The transcript has a single exon. Lineage: Eukaryota; Metazoa; Arthropoda; Malacostraca; Decapoda; Nephropidae. The record is from RefSeq and is a predicted model, not a curated record. The annotation marks the transcript as partial.